AUGGUCGCUCCAGCUAUUGUCUUGGGCAUUCGUGCCACUCAGGCUCUCUUCGCCAUCAUCGUGCUAGGCCUGACAGCUUACCUUGUCAGCCUAUACACCAACCCAUGGGCUAGCUGGUCUCCUCACAGCUUGAACUUCAUGCUCUUCACCUCGAUAUGGACUCUCCUCGCGGUCGCAUACCUCACCCUGGCACCUACACGCUUCCCUCGCGCUGCCCACAAGUUCGCCAUUGCAGGAGUCGAGUUCCUGACCAUGCUCUUCUGGUUCGCUGCCUUCAUCGCAGUUGCCGUGCUUUGGCGUGACAUCUACUGGGGCUGGAGCGGUCACGGCACUGCCCACAAUGUUGGUGUUGCCGCUAUUGUAUUCGGUGCCUUCCUCUGGCUACUCUUCCUCGCUACCACCGUCCUCUCUGCGCUUCAUAUCCGCAACUCGUCUCGCAACAACACCGCGCCCCCACCAAACAUGGCUGGUGUCUAA
Didymella exigua CBS 183.55 is the source of this 477-nucleotide messenger RNA. RefSeq lists its product as uncharacterized. The record is from RefSeq and is a predicted model, not a curated record. The transcript has 3 exons. Lineage: Eukaryota; Fungi; Ascomycota; Dothideomycetes; Pleosporales; Didymellaceae. Gene Ontology annotation, cellular component: membrane. Bases 1 to 477 code for a protein of 158 amino acids.